This is a messenger RNA of Acanthamoeba castellanii str. Neff, 1980 nucleotides long. RefSeq lists its product as uncharacterized. Lineage: Eukaryota; Discosea; Longamoebia; Acanthamoebidae. The record is from RefSeq and is a predicted model, not a curated record. The transcript has 13 exons. Bases 1 to 1980 code for a protein of 659 amino acids.
AUGUCGUCCGAAGACGUGAAGACAAAGCAAGAUGAGUUGCGGGCAAGAAUCCUCCAGUCCACCUCCUUGCCUCGCCUCAAGACGACCAACACGACGUCCCUGGCUGCGCUGGAGAAGCUGAAGGCCGACCUGGAGGCCAAGCGACAGGGCAAGAGCACACCGCCGCCGUUGUCGCCCAAGCUCGCCUCCUCUGCGCCCGUGCUUCCCUCGGCCGGCUCGCUGAUCAGCCCUCGGUCUAGGGCCGAUGGGAGUCCGCCCGAAGCGCAGGAAGCGGGCAAAGAGAAAAAGGACAAAAAGGAAAAGAAAGAAAAGAAGGAAAAGAAGGAAAAGAAAGAAAAGGACAGCAGGCCGGGUACGCCGAUCCUGACGGUGACCGCGCCGCCGUCGGCCGUGACCGCCUCCAACUCGCCCCGGAUCAUUUCGAGCCCGCUCAGCCCGCGCGACACCGAAGUCACCGUCGUCGAUCUCGCCACCGAAUUCGAGGAGAUGAUGAACGACCUCAAAUUCACCGAUGCACAGCGAGAUCAGAUGGGAUCGCUUCCCGAAUCGCACAAACAGACCAUUCUGCUCCAGUGGAAGAAGAAAAAGGUCGCACUUGCCCAACGUCGCAGCUCUCACUCCACUCCCCCAGAGGUGCCGGCGCGAACCAGACCUCCUUCGCCGCUGAGUCACUCCGGGCGGUGUCUUCCCGCGGGCUCGACUCCUCCGCCGGUCAAUGCUGUGCUCCUCAGCCGCCUGGGCGAACAGGACAAGCCCUUCCUCGCGCCUCCCGCCAGCGAUGGCAGUGCGGUGAUGCUGGCGAACCUGGAGGCGCGCAAGCAAGAGAAGAUGGACGCGCUGAAAAAGCUGAAGGAGGAACUCGCCAUCAAGCGGCAGCUCGCGCAGAGAGGCAUUCAGAGGGAGGAGCUGAGCCCCGAGGCACUCCAGGCGCUCAUGAAAGAUCUCGAAGAGCAGCGCAGGGCGCGCCGAGAGGCCCGCGAGCAAAAGAUGAUGGCCAAGGUGGAGCAAAUGAAAAAGGACGGCAAGAUUUCCUCGCUGGCCGAUAUGCAGGAGGCCAUCCGCCAGGCGAACGAAAUGCGGCAGCAGCGAGCUGAGCGUGCACUCGCGCGCAAGCGGAGGAAGAGUACCAAGAAGCUCAUUCUCAAGGAGCUGGAGGGGAGUGGUAUCACAAUUUCGCGUCGCGGUAGCAUGAUCCAGACACCCCAGGAUGCCGCGAUGCUUCAGGAAACGAAGAAGCUGAAGCGGCUGACGAGGCAAAUGGAUCUGGAGGCCAAGGAGAUCAAGAUCGAUUCACAGCUCACCAACUUCCUGACCUCCAUGGUAAACCUAGAAGAGGAAUGGAAGAAACAAGAGCAACUGCGCAUCCAGCGACAGGUGGAGUUCGAGAUGCUGCAAAAGGAGCACGCGGAGGCGCAGGAGAGGCUCAAGCGGAGCGAAGACCUCAUCUCGGACACCAAAACCCGUCUCUCCUCCAUCGCCGCUGCUCUCGCCGCGGCGGCGGGCAGGCACUCGGAAGAUACGCCGCUGCAGGGCUGCCAGAACGAGCUGUCGCAGCUGCUGGAGCAGCUGGGCAUGGAGGCCAUCAGCGUGGUCGACCAGCGCACGGCCGAGCAAAUCGAAGAGGAGAAGAAGGCCGCCAUCCAGAAGCGUACCGAAGAACUCGAAAAGGAAGCCGAAGAAUCUGGUUCGAUGGGUGGCUUGCUGGCGCAGCUGAAGGGCACCAAGCUCAAGAAGGUGGACCCGGCCGAAGUCGAAAAGCAGAAGCUGGCGGCGCCUCCUCCGCCCGCGCUGGGCGACUCGCUGGGCAUGUUCACCUCGCUCCAGGACACGCUGCGGGGUGCGCUGGAGAUGCGCAAGCUGGCCAUCAUGGACUCGGACUCCGAUGACGACGAUGACGACGACGACGACUUCUGGGACGACGAUGACGAUGACGACUUCGACGACCUGGACGACCUCAUGAGCACGACCGUCCGUAUCUGA